This is a messenger RNA of Hyposmocoma kahamanoa, 2006 nucleotides long. Its product is annotated as oocyte zinc finger protein XlCOF6-like. Gene Ontology annotation, cellular component: nucleus. NCBI's taxonomy places the organism in Eukaryota, Metazoa, Arthropoda, Insecta, Lepidoptera, Cosmopterigidae. The record is from RefSeq and is a predicted model, not a curated record. The transcript has 13 exons. Bases 64 to 1992 code for a protein of 642 amino acids. Gene Ontology annotation, molecular function: zinc ion binding.
AGUUCCGAUGAAUUCAAUGUCCAAAAUCUGUGUCGAAUAUGUUUAUCUGUGAAUAAUAUAGAAAUGUACUCGGUAGUGCAUUCCGAAGAUAGUGAUAAACUUCCAGAGUUAUUUUCGUCUUUCACAGCAAUUCACGUGCUUCCAAAUGAUGGCCUACCAACAAAUAUCUGCAAUGUAUGCAAAAUGCAACUAAUAAAUAGCCAUGAAUUCAAAACCAAGUGUGUCAAAGCGGACCAAAUGCUCAGGUCCUUGCUGAAGGGAGAAUUUGUUGCCAAAGAAGAAUGUUGUGAUGAAGUUAUAAGAACCAAAGUAAACAAAGAACAAAAUGACAUUGAUGGAUCUAACUUGAAAGAUUUUAAGGAGGAAAAUGAAGAUAUGACUGAAGAUGUGCAGUAUUUAGAAGAUUUAAGUGAUGAUGAAACUUUAUGCAUAUUGCAAGGCGCCGAAAGGAGCAAAGAAAAGCAGUUGGUGCAAUUUAGUACUACAAACUCCAAAUCAUUAUUAAAGGAAAUUAAAAAGAAAAAGAAGUCAACUGUUUGUACCUUAUGUUCUAAACGAUUCCCCAACAUAAAGGCUCUAAGCAAUCACAAUCGGCGUAAUCAUAGCAACGCGAAGCUUCCUCACGCCUGCAAUUAUUGUAAGGAGACCUUCUCAUCAGACCAUGAUCUCAAACUACACCUACCGUUGCAUAGCAGAGGUCCCGUGUGGGCUUGUAUUGAAUGUGAAAAGGAGUUUAAAGGGCGUGCGCUUUUGCGCCGGCACGUAGCGAGACACAUGUCAAUGAAGCGCUGGGCGUGCGAAGCGUGCGGCAAAUCGUUCACGGAACUGUAUGCACUGCGCCGACAUACUCGUACACACACCGGACAACGAGUUGAAAAGCGACACGCCUGCCAUUUAUGUGAUAAGAGGUAUGGCGAGGCGUGCCAACUAGCAGCGCACAUAUCGCGGCAUAGCGGCGUACGACCCUGUGUAUGCGACAUAUGUGGUAAGGCGUUCCCCACUGCGCGCCUGCUCGCUAGCCACCGCCUUGUUCACACAGAUAGCAAACCUUUCGCCUGCCAGUACUGUGAUAAGAGGUUCCGUCACGAGUCGACACGCAGCACGCACCACCGAACGCACACCGGUGAGAAACCGUACGUGUGCACCGUCUGCGGCAAAACAUUCAUACAGAACUCGAAUCUUACGCUGCAUAUGCGAACGCAUACUGGUGAACGACCCUACAGGUGCGAGACUUGCGGGCGGAAGUUCUCAUCGGGUUCGACGCUCAAGAACCACGUACGAACGCAUACAGGCGAAAAACCUUACAGCUGUAGUGAAUGUGGAAAAAAAUUCGCUCGCAUGGACAUGAGCGCUCACAUGAGGCAACACACGGGCGAGCGCCCGUUCGAGUGCAGCGUGUGCUAUCGCAAAUUUAUCACUGCCGCGCGCUUACGCGAACACUGCAGGAUACAUACAGGUGAAAAACCGUUCGAAUGUGCGAUGUGCUCACAGAAAUUCGCGACCAAAUCUCAUAUGGUCAAACACUUGAAAUCACAUGACACCAAAAAGCAACGGAACAGAGAAGCAGUUAUAAUUCGUCAUACAUCCGACCGCGCCUCCGAUAAGCGCUUUGAUCUCGAUAAAGAAAUCAAGAGUCAGAUCAUAAUAAAUAAUUCUAUUGACACAGAAGACCAAUCGAAAAUAGAUGUAGACGAUGGGCCUCUAGAAAUAACACAAGAAUACAUUCUACCGGAUGAGGAUGCCCAAAGUGAACUUAUAGUCGUCGAUGAUACACAAAAUAGUUUUCAGAACGCAGCAUUGUGCUUGACGACAGGAGGUGGAAAUUACUCCAAUGAUGUUAAUUUAGUUGCAGUAAAUGAAGGUGAAGUUAGAAUGCUAGAAGGCACUACUGUGAAACUGUAUCAACUGGAUCAAAGCUUGGUGCAGAUACACAGUUCCGCUGGACAAGUGACAAUAAGCAAGAUUACUAGUAAAAUGACUGCCAACUUUUAGACUUGAGUAAAAUG